UUUUUUGAAUUUUGUUUAUAAAAAAAUACGACAACAGGUCAACAGUUUGUUUGACAAAAUUCAAUUAUGGAUGAAAAUACAAUUCCAGCUCUCGUCGAGAAACUCUGCAGAUCUUUGAGCAGUGGAAAGUCUUCAGAAACUAGUAAAGAAUAUGAAACAAAAUACAAACUCGCGCUUCAGUUGCUGUCGUCCCAACAUCUAUCAUCCCAAACCCAUGAAACAGAGUUUUCCAUUGUCCAAAGUAUCAAGAAACUUCUGGGUACUAAGGAACGCUAUCAAGAUGCUAGGAAGUUUGAUGAACUUUAUGCCAGGCUAACUGCUAGUUCCAUCCUUAAAAACAGAAAAGCUGUUUUGGAAUUGAUGUACUACUUGGCUCUAAAUCCUCCUUCAGCAGCUAAUGAACCUGUAGUUCGUCAUUCUUUCACACUACCAUCAUUGGCAUCAUUUACUACUGAUACCACAACAAUGGUCAAGACACCUAAGAAUACAGAAAUUCCAUAUUCUCCUCUAAUUUCUCUUUCAUCAAGCAAGAAAAGUGCACCACAAACAACUCUUUAUGGUCAUUCAGAUGUCUCCAACCAAGUGUUACUUAGAGAAAUCCUGUACGCCUUCCAGGGAAUACAAGGACAAGUUUUCCAGUGGGAUGCAACCCAUGAAAAUCUUCACCUUAAAUCAACUGUAAAAUUACCAAAAGCUCUGAAGCAGAUGGUACUCAGUUUGGUGGAGUUGGGCUGGCUAUUCUACAAAGUUCAAAAGUAUUGUGAAUCCCCCAAAACGGAAUCCACAUGUGGGUUAGCCGCGAGGGCUUUCGCCGCCGCUUUACAAGAAGAAUUGAGUGAGUACUACAGGCUGCUAGCAGUUCUUCAAUCGCAGAUGGAAGUACAAACUGCUAGAACAGGUGAUAGCGUUGGAGUCGAGACGCAAGGCUUAACAUUCCAGAGGCUGCUAGUAUGGACGAAAGAACCUAAAGCCAGGAUGAAACUUUUGGCCGCUUUGGUGGAAGCGUGCCAUGGUCAACGAGGCGGAGCUCUUGCUUCAGUUAUUCACUCUUUCGUUUUACAAGGCAACGCCACCUUGAAAACUGUCGUGUUGAAAAUUCUCGUCCAAGUGUGUCGUCCGUUAUACGAGAUGUUGAUGCUUUGGACGUUCGAGGGCGAACUCCGCGAUCCUUAUGGUGAAUUCUUCAUCGGCGUGAACCUGGCUGUCGAUCCCGGCAGUUUAUGGAAUGACAAGUAUUAUGAACGAUCAAUCAUGGUGCCUAAUUUCUUCACUCAAGAGCAAGGCCAUCAAGUGGCCACUACCGGAAAGAGUAUUUGCUUCCUGCGCGAGAUUUGCCUGGAUAAAAGCCCCAUACCGGGAUUGAACCAGAUUCGUCGUACAGCUGAAGAGCGUAGCGAAUCGUUGCUUUCCUUGGAUUGGGAGUCCAUAGAAGAAGCUUACAGUACUGCAUCUCAGUACCUGCUGCAAGUCUUGCUGGACCGUUACCAUAUCAAACUCCACUUGUGCGCUCUUCGUCAGUAUCUGUUACUUGGCCAGGGAGAUUUUGUCAAUCAUCUGAUGAAACUUGUCGAGCCCGAGCUGGACAAGCCUGCCAACACACGAAUGAGCCGUUUGUUGGCUUCCAUUCUCGACAAGUGCAUUCGCUGCACCAACAGCCAGUACGACGAUGCGGAUGUUUUGAAACGACUUGACGUGCGCAUCAGCGAACCGUCGCAAGGUGACAGCGGAUGGGAUGUCUUUAGUCUCGACUACAAAGUAGACGGGCCGCUAGGAACUAUUCUCACGCCUGAAGUAAAAACUCGUUACGAGACUCUCUUUUACGCCCUUUGGCGUUCGAAGCGCAUGGAAUGGAUCAUGUCCAAGUUGCGCCACCAACAGCUAACGGAAGGACGGCAGCUAAGGGGCUUAUUAGAGGUUCAAGGAGUCUUGCAUCAAGCCCAGUUGCUGCUCUCCGAAAUGAUCCAUUUCGCCCAGGAAAUGUCGCACUACCUGUCGUUCGAGGUGGUGGCCUGCGCCUGGGAGCAGCUUAGCGUCGCCUUAUGCAAUUCAAAAACCAUGGAGCAACUUUUGACGGCCCACGAACACUUUUUGCAGACGGUGACCAGCCGUGCGCUCCUCGACGAAGAAUCAAAGGAUAUACGGGAUCAUUUGAGGGGCAUCCAUGAAGCCAUGUUGCAAUUCAGCCAAAUUCAAGAGCGACUUUUCUCAGCCGCCAUACUCGAAGUUGAAAAACGACAGGGGAAAUCCAAAUCGACCAUCGAGUCUUUCCUCCCGAGCAUUAAAGCCAAAUUGUGUGCCAUCAGCGCCUCUUACCAGAACUUUGUGCAGACGUUUCUGUUCAUGCUGUCGUCUCAUUCCGACCCCAAUCUACAAGGUCUUGGCGUCCGUUUGGAUUUUAACGAAUGCUACCAGCGUAAAGACUCCCGGUUGAGCAUGUCUUUGACAUUCUCCUACCGAAGAAUGACUACUUGGUCUUUCCCUUCUCAACAGCACUAAAGAUGGCGACAAUAAAUUGCAUCUUUUCUAUACAUCCACUCUUUUUGUGCCAACAACUUGACUCUGUUUAAGGUAACAAAAGAAUGUAUUGCGUGGCCGGGAAGAGACAUAAGAGAAUGUUACGCUUUUUUUGUGUGUGGUGGUGUGUUUGUGUGUGUAAUCUUCUGAUAAUAACUGGGGUUUUGGAUGAGGGACGGGGGUGGGGUAGAAGACAAAAUAAGGGAGGGAGAAGAGCAGCAAUACGGUCGGGUCGUCAGAGACCCUGAAUGUGUUUGCGUGAA
This is a messenger RNA of Daphnia pulicaria, 2777 nucleotides long. RefSeq names its product gamma-tubulin complex component 3-like. The record is from RefSeq and is a predicted model, not a curated record. Gene Ontology annotation, biological process: meiotic cell cycle; cytoplasmic microtubule organization; microtubule nucleation. The transcript has 13 exons. Gene Ontology annotation, cellular component: equatorial microtubule organizing center; gamma-tubulin small complex; centrosome. The coding region runs from base 67 to 2496 and encodes 809 amino acids. Gene Ontology annotation, molecular function: microtubule minus-end binding; gamma-tubulin binding. NCBI's taxonomy places the organism in Eukaryota, Metazoa, Arthropoda, Branchiopoda, Diplostraca, Daphniidae.